This is a messenger RNA of Setaria italica (foxtail millet), 1728 nucleotides long. Its product is annotated as E3 ubiquitin-protein ligase PUB23. Gene Ontology annotation, molecular function: ubiquitin protein ligase activity. Lineage: Eukaryota; Viridiplantae; Streptophyta; Magnoliopsida; Poales; Poaceae. The transcript has a single exon. Gene Ontology annotation, biological process: protein ubiquitination. The coding region runs from base 337 to 1578 and encodes 413 amino acids. The record is from RefSeq and is a predicted model, not a curated record.
UAAAAAAUUGCCUUACAUACCACAGUCGACCAGGAAAUCAAUUUCGAGAAUUAAUAAUUAUAAAUGAGUAGAAGGCUAGGUAGCACCAACCAGUAAGCUAUCGUGCAUGGACCGCCUGAUCGCAGCUCAUGCUCAGCGACCGCACACGUCUUUGAAUCCAUCCUCCCCUUCUCCAGUGUUCUCGCAUCUCCUGCUCAUAUAAAGAGCAGAGCACACACCACUUUGCUCAAGCUCUUCUCUGUCCACUCGCCCGCAACAACUCUACUACAGUCUGCUCCAUUGUUCUCUUCUUCAUCAUCUAUUUAGGCUGAAGGCAAGGCCUUUGGUACCAAUAUAAUGGAGGAGGUGGAGGUGCCUUGCUACUUCUUGUGCCCCAUCUCGCUGCAGAUGAUGCGCGACCCCGUGACGCUCCCCAGCGGCAUCACCUACGACCGCGACGGCAUCGAGCGGUGGCUCCUCACCGCCGGCACCUGCCCGCUCACCAAGCAGCCCGUGCCGGCCGACUGCGAGCCCACGCCCAACCACACGCUGCGCCGCCUCAUCCAGUCCUGGAGCGCGCUCCACGCCGCCGACGGCGUCGAGCGCGUCCCCACGCCCAAGCCCCCCACCGACCGCGCCCGUGUUUCCGCCCUGGUCUCGCGGAUCGGCGCCACCGCCACCAGCAGGUCAACGGCGACGCAAGAGAUCCUCGCCGCGCUGCGCGAGCUCAGGGACGUGGCGGCCGAGAGCGAGCGGAGCAGGAAGCUCGUCGCUGCUGUUCCCGGCGCGGUUGACGUUUUGGCCGCUGUGUUCGUCGCGUCGGCGGCGACAAAGUCACAAAGUGUUGCCGUCUGCGACGAUGCGCUCGAGAUCAUCUCCUCGCUCCAGCUCUCGGAGCAGUGCCUGGCCCGUGUCAUCUUCGAGGCGAACGAGGCGCUCGUCGACGCGCUCGUCUCCGUUCUGCAACGAUCCAACACGGCGUCCAGGGCGCGCGCGGCGCUGCUUCUGCAGAACGUGACGGCCGCCAUGUCGCCGAGCAGGCUCGUGUCCCUGUCGGAGCAGGUGUUCCGGGAAGUGGUGCAGCUGAUCCGCGACAAAGUAUCCAAGGCCGCGACCAAGGCGGCGCUGCACGUGCUCGUGGGCGCGACGUUGUGGGGCCGCAACCGCGUCAAGGCGGUGGACGCCGGCGCGGUGGUGGUGCUCGUGGACAUGCUCCUGGACGCGCCGGAGCGGCGCGCGUGCGAGCUGGCGCUGGGCGCGCUGGACCGGCUGUGCGGGUGCGCGGAGGGGCGCGCCGAGCUGGUGGCGCACGGCGCCGGCGUGGCGGCCGUGGGCGGGAAGGCCGUUAGGGUGUCGGACGUGGCCACCGAUAAGGCGGUGCGGGUGCUGCGGUCGGUGGCGAGGCACGCGGCCAAGGCGGCGGUGGUGCAGGAGAUGGCGCAGACCGGCGUCGUGGGCACGCUUUGCGCGGUGGCGCUGUCGGAGCACUACGGGGAGAGGACGAGGGAGCGAGCGCAGGAGAUUCUCCGGCGGCAUGCCAUGUCGUGGAGGACCUCGCCGUGCCUGCACCACCACCUCCGGGCCAUGUACCCUUGCUAACACCGCCACGCCGCCAUUGCAGAGUAAACCGCCCUUGUAGCUGUGAAUAGAGGUGUACAAAGACAGAUAAUUAAAAGUGAGAUAGAUCAAGUCGAAGAAUUCGUUCAAUCGAGUUUUUUUUUUCUGGCUAUUAUAUAUUUAUAUUGGCUU